Molecule: messenger RNA, 665 nt
Organism: Zea mays
Lineage: Eukaryota; Viridiplantae; Streptophyta; Magnoliopsida; Poales; Poaceae
Exons: 2
Coding region: 128-388 (86 amino acids)
Source: RefSeq, marked validated
GUGUCUGAUGUGGAGCCAUGCCAUCCGGAUAGGGAUAGCCUCGCCCAUAGCAGCUGCCUGAAAGUUCUCUCUGUUUCCUUUGUCUUCUCCAGUUGCCCGGCUUCGUCUCCGGUAACGCACUCAGUCGAUGGCCUCACCCACAGCCGCAGCAGCACCGGCAGAGUUCACGCAGAUGGAAGCCGCGCGCCAGUCCCUCAUCGCGAUCUCCCAGUCGGUCCCGGAGGUCGGGGCGCCCGUCGUCAGCCCGCCCAGCGGCGGCCGAGGCAUGGAUGAGAAUGGGCACGAGGACGUCGCGGAGCGGAGGUACAGGGCGAAGCUUAUCUCCAUCUCCAACCAGUCGCCCGACGCGCGGCCUACGACGUGCCCUCGCAACAACGGCGCCGCCUAAAGAGCCGCGUUUGUGUAUUGUAACGUCGCCGCAUGUACGUGUACGUGUACUGGACACCUAGGUGUGUCCGUGUGUGUUCUGCAGUUCUGCUAAUAAUACUCGUAGCCCAAGAACAAGAACCAGGAUAUGGGCCUUAAUAAUCACCUUGAACUGCCAAAGGGAACGCCUGUGUGGCUGUGUGCAAGCGUGCUAAAGGCCACUUAGAAAAGUCUCAUUAGCAUCUGAGUUGAGUUCCAGUUCCACUCUUAUGUUUUCAACAGUAGACAAUGUUCCUGUU